Cebus imitator (Panamanian white-faced capuchin) is the source of this 543-nucleotide messenger RNA. Its product is annotated as cytochrome c oxidase subunit NDUFA4-like. The transcript has a single exon. The record is from RefSeq and is a predicted model, not a curated record. NCBI's taxonomy places the organism in Eukaryota, Metazoa, Chordata, Mammalia, Primates, Cebidae. Bases 135 to 383 code for a protein of 82 amino acids.
UAAAAAUAUUCUAGAUAGAGGAGGUCCUAGGUGACUUUGGAAGUCCGCACAGUGUCAGUGCAGAUACUACUUAGCCCGGGGCCUGGUGGCUGGGCUCAUUUUCUUCUUUCCAAUCGGAGGUCUCUGCCACAAACAUGCUCCGCCACAUCUUAGGUCAUGCCAAGAAGCAUCUGAACUUGAUCCCCCUUUUUGUGUUUAUUGGAGCUGGAGGUGGUGGAGCAGCCCUGUAUCUCUCGCAUUUGGCAUUGUUCAAUCCAGAUGUUUGUUGGGACAAAAAGAAUAAGCCAGAGCCCUGGAACAAACUGGGUCCCAAUGAUCAAUACAAGUUCUACUCAGUGAAUGUGGAUUACAGCAAACUGAAGAAAGAAUGUCCAGAUUUCUAAAUGAAAUGUAAAGCUGCUUUGAAAUGAAGGUCUCCCAGAAGCCAUCCGCACAAUUUUCCACUGAACCAGGAAAUAUUUCUCCUCUAAAUGCAUGAAAUCAUGUUAAUGUAAUCUAUUGGUGAUUACACUGAUUAAUAAAUAACUGAAACUUGAAAAAAAA